GACCAAUCAUGGCUACAUAGCAAGUUCGAGGACAGCCUAUGCUCCAUACUAAGACCCUGUCUCAAAACAUCCAUAAAAACAAUGUAGAAAAGACAAAGCAGAAGAAGCGACAGCAGCUGGGAGAAGACUCUGGAAAUGAGCUCAGGAACUGCACUGUAUGCGCAGGCUGGAUCAUGGGAACCCCGAAACCGCUGAUUUUGCCUUGGCUGGUGUCUCAGCUGGACCUGGGACAGCUGAAAGGUGUGGCCUGGCUGGACGAGAGCCGUACAAAGUUCAGGAUCCCAUGGAAGCAUGGCUUACGACAGGACGCACAGAUGGCUGACUUUGGCAUCUUCCAGGCCUGGGCGGAAGCCAGUGGUGCCUACACCCCAGGGAAGGAUAAGCCAGACCUGUCAACCUGGAAGAGGAAUUUCCGGUCAGCCCUGAACCGGAAAGAAGUGUUGCGAUUAGCUGAGGACCGGAGCAAGGACCCUUUUGACCCUCAUAAAGUGUAUGAGUUUGUGACUCCAGGAGGAGCAAGGGACUUUGUACAUCUGGACACCUCCCCUGACACCAAUGGCAAAAGCAGUCUGUCUGAUCACCAGGAAGACCUCUUGGAAUUACUCGAUCACAUGGCCUUGGGACCCCUCCCAGAUGAGGGGUCCUCAGACCUGCCUAUUGCUUCUGAUCCUUCUCAACCACCACUAAGCCCCAUUGUAAACAACUUCCCAAACCCAGCACCCCAGGAAAACCCACUAAGGCAGCUGCUAGCUGAGGAACAGUGGGAGUUCGAGGUGACUGCCUUCUACCGAGGCCGCCAGGUCUUCCAGCAGACACUCUUUUGCCCCGGGGGCCUGCGGCUGGUGGGCAGCACGUCUGACAACGGGACACUGCCCUGGCAGCCAGUCACCCUGCCAGACCCUGAGGAGUUUCUGACAGACAGGCUUGUGAGGGAGUAUGUGAGGCAGGUACUCAAGGGGCUGGGCAAGGGGCUGGUGCUGUGGCGGGCAGGGCAGUGCCUCUGGGCCCAGCGCCUAGGCCACUCGCAUUCCUUCUGGGCCCUGGGUGAGGAGCUGCUUCCAGACAGUGGGAGAGGGCCUGAUGGAGAGGUCCCCAAGGACAAGAACGGAGUCGUGUUCGACCUCAGGCCCUUUGUGGCAGAUCUCAUUGCCUUCAUGGAAGGAAGCAGACAUUCCCCACGAUACACUCUGUGGUUCUGUGUGGGGGAAUCGUGGCCCCAGGACCAGCCGUGGGUCAAGAGGCUUGUGAUGGUCAAGGUUGUUCCUACAUGUCUUAAGGAGCUGUUAGAGAUGGCCCGGGAAGGGGGAGCCUCAUCACUGAAAACCGUGGACUUGCACAUCUCCAACAGCCAGCCGAUCUCCCUUACCUCUGACCAGUACAAGGCCUGCCUCCAGGACUUGGUGGAAGACAUGGACUUCCAGGCCACUGGAGAAACCUGAGCCCAGCUCAGCUGCUCCAAUAAAGCAAUUUAUGCCACCA
Molecule: messenger RNA, 1479 nt
Organism: Rattus norvegicus (Norway rat)
Lineage: Eukaryota; Metazoa; Chordata; Mammalia; Rodentia; Muridae
Gene: Irf3
Product: interferon regulatory factor 3
Biological process (GO): positive regulation of transcription by RNA polymerase II; regulation of apoptotic process; positive regulation of DNA-templated transcription
Cellular component (GO): chromatin; cytosol; nucleus
Molecular function (GO): sequence-specific double-stranded DNA binding; protein domain specific binding; DNA binding
Source: RefSeq, a predicted model, not a curated record